Molecule: messenger RNA, 25089 nt
Organism: Periophthalmus magnuspinnatus
Lineage: Eukaryota; Metazoa; Chordata; Actinopteri; Gobiiformes; Gobiidae
Gene: macf1a
Product: microtubule actin crosslinking factor 1a
Biological process (GO): intermediate filament bundle assembly; wound healing
Cellular component (GO): cytoplasm; cell junction; keratin filament
Molecular function (GO): calcium ion binding; keratin filament binding; microtubule binding
Source: RefSeq, a predicted model, not a curated record
AUUCAUUUUAAUACAAUGUUGGAUUACCUCACCGACCGCUCAGUCAUAGCUCCCAUUUUGGUGGUAACUGCACAUUUUUUGACCGCUGCUGGAUUUUGGUUUUACUGCCGUGGCCGGAGACGCUCAUGGGGUUAUGAACAAGAUGAACGGGACAGGGUGCAGAAGAAAACAUUCACAAAAUGGGUCAACAAACAUCUCAUCAAGGUGAGGAAGCACAUCACCGACCUGUACGAGGACCUGAGGGACGGACACAACCUCAUCUCGUUAUUAGAGGUCCUCUCUGGAGUCACGCUGCCGAGAGAAAAAGGACGAAUGCGUUUUCACAGACUACAAAAUGUUCAGAUUGCAUUGGACUUCCUGAAGCAGAGACAGGUCAAACUUGUGAACAUCAGGAACGAUGACAUCACUGACGGCAACCCCAAACUCACCCUGGGCCUCAUCUGGACCAUCAUCCUCCACUUCCAGAUUUCGGAGAUCUACGUGAGUGGUGAAUCUGGAGACCUUACGGCCAAAGAGAAGCUGCUGAUCUGGAGUCAGCAGGCCACAGAGGGAUAUGCCGGGCUCCGCUGUUCCAACUUCAGCUCGUCUUGGAGUGAUGGACGCAUGUUCAACGCUCUGCUGCACCGAUACAGGCCUGACCUGAUUGACAUGAAGGCAGUGGACCGACAGAGUAACAGAGAAAACCUGGAGCAGGCCUUUGAGAUUGCAGAGUCUUUAGGAGUCACACGCCUGCUCGACGCUGAAGAUGUGGACGUCCCGUCUCCAGACGAGAAGUCGGUCAUCACCUAUGUCUCCUCCAUCUACGACGCCUUUCCAAAGAUCCCCGAGGGAGGAGAGGGCGUCGCCGCACACGAGGUGGAGCAGCGGUGGGCUGAGUACCAGGCCCGGUUCUCCUCUCUGCUCCAGUGGAGCCGACAGCACACGGCCCUCAUGGCCAACAAGAACUUCCCACAAAACCCUGUGGAACUCAAGGCACUUUACAACAAGUACGUCCAUUUCAAAGAGACAGAAAUCCCCUCAAAGGAGAAAGAAAAAGGUCAUAUCGAACAUCUCUACAAACUACUGGAGAUGUGGAUAGAGUUUGGUCGUAUUAAGCUCCCUCAGGGCCUCCAUCCAAAUGACAUGGAGGAGGAGUGGGGCAAACUCAUCCUGGAGAUGCUGGAGAGAGAGAAGGCUCUGAGACCAGCCGUCGAGAGACUUGAGCUGCUGCUACAAAGAGCCAAUAAGAUCCAAAACAUGGCUCUGGACUGUGAGGAGAAACUGACGUUAGCGAAGAACACACUACAAGCCGACAUGUCCCGGGUGGAGAGCGGGGAGUCGGUGCAGUGUGAGAGGGACAUGGCCUGUUACCUUCAGGACUGUGAGGCUCUGAUCAGAAACCUGAACCAGGAACUCAAGGUCCUGAGGGACGAGAGGUACUACCAGGUGGAGCAGCUGGCCUUCAGAGUAUCGUGCCUACAGGAGGAGCUGGUCUCCCUCCGGCUGCAGUGCUCCAGUGUCUACAGGAAGGGCCACUUUGGACAGGCCCUGAGCGGGACGGGGGCAGAGCUCACCCAGCGCUCCCAGGACGGAGGGCUCUCUUUGGGGCAGACUCUGCUGGGAGCCGUGGGUGCUGUGGGGAUGAUGGGUGCGGCUCUGCUCAGGAGGCCCAUGGAUCGCUCUCAGUUAGUGGCCAUGUCUUCAUCUGAAGAUGAGGGAAGUCUGAGGUUCAUCUACGAGCUCCUGGGAUGGGUGGAAGAAACACAGGACCUGUUGGAGCAGGCGGAGUGGGGCGCAGACCUCCCCUCUGUGGAGAAACACCUUACUGAGCAAAACUCCAUCCACACAGCGGUGGAGGAUCUGAUGAGCAGUUUGCAGGAGGCGAGCAGAUACGAGCCCAAAGUCUCACCUAAUUUCAAGAGCAGUUACUCUGAAACCCUGGCCAAGCUGGAGCACCAAUAUUGCAAACUACUGGAACAGUCGUCGUGGCGCCUGCGGAGUCUGGAGAGUCUACACGGUUUUGUGUCACGGUGCACAGAGGAGCUGAUCUGGCUCAAUGAGAGAGAGGAGGAGGAGCUGGCCUUCGACUGGAGCCACGGCAACCCCAAUAUGAGCAUCAAGAGGGAACUGUACUCUGAAAUGAGGUUAGAGUUGGAGGAGAAACAGGAGGUGAUGCGGUCGCUCCAGGAAACGGCUGGACGUCUGUGUCAGGAGAACCAUCCCGCCAAACAAACUGUAGAGGCCUACAGUGCAGCUCUUCAGACUCAGUGGCAGUGGGUGAACCAGCUUUGCCUCUGUGUGGAGCAACAUCUCAAAGACAACACUGCGUACUUCCAGUUCAUGAGUGACGCCCGAGACAGCGAGUCAUAUCUGCGGCAGCUCCAGGACACCAUAAAGAGGCAGUACACAUGUGACAAGAACAGCCGGCUCAGCAAACUGGAGGAUCUACUGCAGGACUCUAUGGAGGAGAAGGAGCAGCUGAUCGAAUACCGCAGCACAGUGGCCAGUCUGGUGGGACGAGCCAAAACUGUGGUCCAGCUCAAACCCCGAAGUGGAGAGACCCCCCUCAGCUCUACCAUCCCCAUUAAAGCCAUAUGUGACUAUAGACAGAUAGAGAUCACCAUCAACAGCGGCGAGGAGUGCGUUUUGGAGGACAACACACACCGGACGAAAUGGAAAGUGAUCAGUCCAACGGGAAAUGAGGCUAUGGUGCCCUCUGUGUGCUUCACCAUUCCCCCUCCUAACCAGGACGCAAUUGACACAGCUGCCAGGGCGGAGCAGCUGUACCAGAAGGUGAUGUCACUUUGGCAUCAGCUCCACGUGAACAUGAAGAGUGUGGUGUCGUGGAACUAUCUGCUCAAAGACAUCAGGACGGUCUCAGCAUGGACCCUGGACACAGUGCGGUGCCAGUCCCCUUCAGAACGACAGCAGACUUUAGACCACCUGGAUUCUCACUGGUCGGAUUUUGUGAGUGACAGUAAAGACAGCACUCUGUUCACGGCAGCAGAGAUGCAGGAGCUGGAGAGAGACGUUCUACAGGCUCAGCAGCACUGUCAGGACCUGCUGCUCAACAUGGAGACUGUGGAGAAGGACGAGUCUGUGUCGAGGUCAUAUCUGUCUGAGCUGCAGGACAUCAAUCUGCGUUUGAAUGAAGCAGAGCAGAGGCUGAUGAGGAGUAUCCAGACCCCUCUGCCCAGUCUACUCUCCACAGACCCCUCAGAGAACACCAUCCAGAUCACAGAGCAGGAGAGGUCGCAGCUGGAGUUGGAAGACCUACGCUCUAGUUUGAGCGAUGUGUCUCGUCGCUGUAUUCGCUUCUUUGAGGAAAAACCCUCAUCCUCCAGUAUCCCCGCCCUUCGCUCUGAACUUAACUACGCUGUAGAGAAGACCGACAAACUGCACAACCUUUCCACUGUCUUCCUACAAAAGCUAAAGACUGUUGAUGUUUUAAUACAAAGCCUGAAUGAAGCAGAGAGAGAGGUCAAAAAGUACGAAAGCAGACUGAGUGAAGAAGACAUUGUUCCUCCUGACACAGCCGCCAUUAAAAACCUCAGAGAUCAGCUGCAGCGGUGGCAGGCUGAAGUUGCAGAUCAGGAAGGCAUUUUCCAGUCUCUUCAGUCUGAGGUGGUUCAGGCCAAAGAGGCAGGAGCUCAACUGAACAGAAUCCACCCAGAACGCAGCCCUGAACUGGACCGCUACCAGGAGAAAGCCAACCAGAUGAGUGAGAGGUGGAGCGGUGUGAAGAGACAGAUCGAGAGCAGACAAACAGAACUGGAGGCCCUGGGCUCGUCCCUGCAGCUGUACAGAAACGGACACUCGGCUUUGAUCAGAUGGAUCGAAGAAACAACAGAAAGACAAGAAAACACACAACCAGGACAGACUGACAGCAAAGCCCUGUCUGAACAACUGGCCCAGCAGACGGCCUUAGUAGCUGAAAUAGAAAAGAAUCAGACCAAACUGGACGAAUGUCAAACUCACUCAAAACAGUACUGUACAGCUGUGAAGGAUUAUGAGCUGCAGCUAAUGACGUACAGAGCCUUUGUGGAGUCCACUCACAAAUCAUCCAUUAAAAGGAGGAGGCUGCACUCUUCUUCUGACGCCAUCACUCAGGAGUUCAUGGACUUGCGCACGCGUUACACAGCCUUGGUCACUUUAACCACUCAACAUGUGAAGUACAUCAGUGAUGCCCUCCGGAGGCUGGAAGAAGAAGAGAAAGAGGUGGAGGAGGAGAAGCAGGCCAGAGUGGGACAAGUGUCUGACCUUUUGGGAUGGAUCAAAGGGCUGCAGGGUCGAGCAGGAGGUCCCAACGCAGAAUCCUCUCUCGCUGCUCAACAGGCUAUUGCCGAACAACUCGCCUCUAAAAAGGGUGAAGUUGCUGAAGCCAUUCGAAGCACAGAAGUCUUCCUUAUGUCUAAACAAGCCAGCAAAUUAUCCCCAGAGGAGCGUGCUGAGGUGGAGACACAGCUUGAGGACCUCAAGGCUACCUACAACCAGCUCUGCACCUCCUCCAACCAACAACUGCAACAACUGGAGCAGCAGCUGGCCAAAGAAGAGGAGAGAAAGACUUAUCCUGUCAUUGCUGGAGUGAUUGACCUGGGGACAGUGGAGACUUUCCCUGUGUUUCGAGCAGCCCAGCGUGGACUCAUCGACCAGGACACGUGCUUGGUUCUCUUGGAGGCCCAGCUAGUUUGGGGUGGCCUUCUCGAACCUCAGUCAAGUUUCCCAGUUUCACUUGACCAGGGAGAAGAUACCGGACUUGUAAACAGACACAUGCAACAGUGCCUUUCUGAGCUCAACAGCGCCCUCUGUCUUGUGGGAAAGAAAGUGCAACCAAUUGUAAAGUCAGUUGUUAAAGCAAUUGAAAGUGCCUUAAUCAGAGAGGAGCUUGGUCUUCACAUACUAGCAUUGCAAUUGAAUUCUGGUGGGCUUAUAGAUUCAAAUGACACUAGGAUAAGUAUUGAACAAGCAGAAGACAUGAAAAUCUUAACUCCAAAUCUUGUUAGAAAAUUACACUCGGUGUCAAACGCGAAAGAGCUAAUUGACCCAAAUACCGCUGAGAAAUUAAGUCUAUCAGAUCUUCAACAACGCUGCAUUAUUGAUGAAGAGUCUGGAUUUUUAUUGCUACCUGUUAAACAGCAAGCCGGAGGUACCGUUUGCUUGCGUUCUGGAAGAAAAGUGGGAAUUUUCAGAGCUGUCCAAGAAGGAUUGAUAGACCGAAAAGUUACUAUCCGACUUCUAGAGACACAGCUUUUUGCAGGAGGUAUUGCUGAUCCACGCUCCGGCCAUAGACUCACCAUUGAAGAGGCUGUACGCCACGGGCUAAUGGACCAGGAUCUAGCUUGUGCCAUGUUAGCAAGACAGCUGCAACAUGGCGGGAUCCUUGACCCGUUCUGUGAUGGGGAACGCUUGGAUUUGGAAGAAGGCAUUCGUAGGGACUUGCUUUCUCCUCAUCUCGCGCUAUUGGUCCUUGAGUCACUUUGGUCUUAUAUGGGAAUGCUAUGGCCAAAAUCUGGUGAAAUCCUACCCAUAGCUGAAGCCCUACAACAAGGAGUAAUAUCAGGGGAGCUAGCGAAAAACAUGCUAAGUCAGCGACAUGCCGUAGGAGCCUUGUACAACCCAGAAUCAUUGCAAGUACUACCUUUCAAUGAUACAGCAAAGGAAACUCUCGGCCCAAAUAUUGUCAGUAUACUUCAAGACACAUAUAUUCCAGAUAUUAUUCCCAACACAAACCAAUCUCUUUCUCCAUCACGGUUGAGCUGGAAUUCUACAAGUUCCUCUACACCUCCGUCUUCUCCUUUGGUGUCAUCUUUCCCUAGUCCACCUGUGUGGGACAUCCAAUCUGUAAAUUCCCAAGAUCCAGAGGAGGAAGCUAAGCAAAAGCUACUAUUUCACAUAAUGACACAUAGCUACAUGGAUGCACACACAGGGGGACGCUUGGUUUUGCUGGAUACAGAGUUACUGGAGUUCGUUGCAGCUUUUGACCAAUGUUCUGAAGAUGAAAAGCAGCUUGUAGGAACUGAAAUUGUUGGUGUGCCAAGUCAAGAAGAUGUAGAAAAAGAUGGAACUAAAAUUGUUGAAAUGCAUGAAGCUAUUCAAAGACAAGCAAAAUUGAAAGUUGACAAAGUUAUCAAACAAUCUGGCGAGAUUGUGAGACUACAAGAAAUACAAAAUGAUAAACAAACUAAAAUAAACAUAAGUCAAGUGGAUGAAAAUGUAGAUAAGAAUAAAAACCUUAAAAAUCAAACUGAGGAAACUGGACAUUUUGAAGGUUUCUCAACAUUGGUUAAUAAAGAAAUCCCUAAUGCCACUACUUUCCCUUCACAGUCAGAAACAGCUGAUUUGUUCAACGUAGAAAGUAAAAAAGAUCUUGAUCCUGCUCAGAUGGACAAAAUUGUGCCCCAAAUAGCUAUUGAAGGUGAUAGCUUGAAGCCCAUAGAGCAGACUGAGGAGGAGUUGGAAAUUUCUCGACUGGUUGCAGAGCUUAAACAAGGAGGUCUGAAAACUCCAGAAGGGGACCGACUACUCCCAGAUGAGGCUGUAGCUCAGGGCAUCCUCCCCGGCCAUACUGCGGUCAAGUUAAUGUCUCAAGCUGGUUUAUUUGGAGGUUUUGUUGACGCUAGCACUGGAGAGUCAUUAAAUUUGGACGAUUUGAUGCAAGAAGGUCUAGAAGGCGAAGAUCUCAUGUGGAGUAUACUAAAAUCUGACAAAACGCUUGCUGGGGUUGUUGAUGCUAAAAAGGGUAAGAUUUUGGGAGUAACUGAAGCUGCUAAAGAAGGGCUGAUUGAUAAAAAUACUUGCAAUAGACUUUUGGAAGCACAAGUUGUGUCUGGGGGCAUUGUAGACCUCCGCCGGGACAAAAAAGUGUCAGUGACAUUAGCAUCCAAUAUGGGACUAAUUGAGGAGGAGCAAAGAGAGCCAUUAAUUGCUUUGGAGAAGGCUUACAAAGGCAAAAAUACUGAUCCCAAAAUUGCUAUGACUAAAGCUACAUUACAGCUACAAACUGAAGGGAUAGUUGACCCAGAGUUGAAAUGUCCCUUACCGUUGGAGAGAGCAUUACAAAAAGGACUUAUCAAACAGGAAGAUGCCUAUAAGGUUUUGGCUAAGCAGGUUGCAGAAGGUGGAAUAAUCCAUCAUGAAUCUGGACUGAGGUUGUCAGUUUCGGAUGCAGUUGACCGAGGACUUGUUGACCGAUCUCUUGCCCCAGGUCUAGAGGAGCUGGUAUGGGUCUACCAAGGCAGAAUACCAAACCAAGAAGCUAUGGUUUUGCAAGCAUCUACAGGCACCAUUUUGGAUCCAAGCACAGGAGAAAAGCUAACUUUGACCAAGGCAGUUUCUAAAGGUCUGAUAGAUGAAGUAACUGCCAGUAAUGCCAUGACAUCUUCUGCUGUAACACAAGGAGUUAUUGACCCACAAACCGCUUGUGUUGUGCCUUACUCUGAUCUUGCAAACCAGGGUAAGAUAGAUAUUGAAACUGGAAAGCGCUUCCUAGAAAUUAAACCAUUUAAAGGUAUUCAAGAUGAGAAAACUGGUGUAAUUAUGACAUUUCCUCAAGCUAUUUCAUCUAAAAAGGUUGACCCCAUCCCAGCUAUGAGAAUUCUGCAAAGCCAAGCAGACAGUGGAGGUAUUAUAGACAUCACAACUGGAGAUAGAGUUAGUUUAGUUGAAGCGAUUGGCAAAGGUUUAGUGCAAGAAGAUAUGGCAAAAACAAUAGCCACCAAUCAACUAAAGGAAGAUUGCUUAGUUGAUCCUGCUACAGGACAAAAAGUGUCUAACCUUAGUGACGCUAUUGCUAAAGGACUCUUAUCCAAAGAAACUGCUCAAGGUGAUAUUGAAAAAAUGCCAUCUACAGAAAGAGAAAGCUUGGGUGAUAGCUCAACUCCUAUCGCUUCUUCUGGUAGUGAACACAGCCCAGCAAUUACAUUAUCAAUAUGCAGUGCAGACAGCAUUGAAACUUGGUCGGACUCAAAUACUGACUCAAGAUCCUUGCUUUACGAGAGUAGUUUGGUGGUCGCACAAGACAAAAAAAUAUCUAGUGGGUCCGAACAGUCAGCAGAAGAAAUUGUGCAAGUGGAGCCUGAUAAGUCAUUGGAUAUCCUCUCAAAGUUUGCUGAAAAUGUUGAGAAAAAGAUCCAAAAGGCUAUUGCAGAAAUUGUCCCACAGAAAGAUGAUGUAAUUUUAGAAGGAAAGGCUACAGUGAUGCCUACAUUGAAAACUGAUGAUAAAGAAACUGACAUUGUUGGAGAACAUUUACAAGAUAGUUUGGCAAAAGAAACCAUGGACAAGUCACAAGUUGAAAUUGGUUAUAAAGAGCAUGAUGAGUCUAACCAUGGUGAUAAAAAGCCAUCAGUGGAAAGCCCAUUUGAGCUUAGGGAUCUGUUCGAAGGGAUCGUGGCAGACAGGAUCGAUAUUUCAAACCAAGCUAAAGACGCCAAACAAAAACCUCUCGAACUUAGGAAAGAUGUGGUUGAGAAUAACUCAGAAAACAGAGUUGUCAAACCUUUAGAAACUCAAGACAGAACUGAAAUUGUUGAAAAAAUGCUGCCCAUGUUGUCUAAAGAUAAUGAUAUUACUAACAUAAUGGAAACGGCAACUGUAGACAACAAGGACAUUUCAGAACCAGCAAAGGAAAGCGACAAAGAUAUUACAAAACCUAAGAAGGAGACUAUGCCUAUCGAAGAAAAAGAAGCUACAACAACCCAAGCAGAGAAAUAUCUUGUCCAUGUGUCCAAUGAUACGAACAACAUUAUUAUUGAAGAGGAUAAAAGUCCAACUAAAAGUGAGGAGAUGCAGACAAAAACAGAUAUUCAAGUUGAAAAUAAAAUUGACAUCAAAACAUCAAAACCUGUUGAAAAUCUAGACAAAGUAAGCCCUCAAUGUGAGCAAGAGAUUGCUAAAGCUGAGAAAGAUGCUAUAACUAUCAAAAAAGAUUUAACAACACAAGUAGAGACAUGUCCUGACAGUGUGGCUCCUAUAUCUAAAGAUGAAGAAAAGAUGGCUGUUGAAAAAAGGAAAAUGGCAAGUAAGAGUAAGAAGGUGCAUACUGAGGCAAAAACUGGCGUUGAGGUGGAAAAUAAAGGAGUUAUCGAAGAAUCAAAACUGGUAGAAAUUCUGGAAAGUCCUGUCUGUGAGAUGACUGAUCAGAUUGUGAACACUAAAGAUAUUGCCACAAAAAGGUUGACAACUGACAAAAGCUUUUCAAAAGUGGUCAAGGAAACUAAAGAGGCAAAAGAUACAGGAACUGAAGUUGAAGGUGGCAUUGGUGAAGCAAGAGAUGACAAGGCAAAGAAAACUAAAGAAAAAAUCGCAGCAGAAAUCAAGCCAUCUAAGCAGAAAAUAACUUUUACUCCUACGACUACUUCUACUUCUCAAUCAGAACUAGGUGCACAUACAGUAAAUGAUGCAUCUGCAGUGAAAAAUGCAUCUGCAGUGAAUGAUGCAUCUGCAGUAAACGAUGCAUCUAUAGUUGCAAAACCAGCUAAAGAAAGUACAAAGAAAAAUGGACAAGCAAAACAGGUGAAAAAGAUGAAACCAGCAGAAACGGUAAAACCUAUACAAAUUGAUAUAAAUCCAUCUGAAACAAUGCAACAUGUUACAGCUACAGAAAGCAAAACUGUUUCAAAAUUGGAAAAAGAAAGUAAAGAGAAAAUUGAAGAAAUUGUGGCUUCAACAGACAAGGACAAAGAUGUCAUCAUAGCUAUACCAUCUUUGCAAAUUCCAACCAAAAUGUCCUCUGAAGCUGAGUUAUCUAAACAAGUUAUGGCUGCUCCAUCUAAAGAUAUGGACAUCAAAAGUAAGAAAAAGCGAAGGCACAAGAAGGCCAGAGGUAAUGUGGCAGAUGGUUUAGAGGAGCAACCUGGCUUCAAAUCUGAAGAAGCCAAACUGGAAUCAAAAACUGAAAAAUGCCCUGAGGUUGUACAGUCAUCUGCUACUGUCCCACUUGUAAAUGAAUUUGAGAAAACUAAAAUUAAUGAUGAAAUAUCUUCCUCAGAGGAGAUUCAAAUGAUAGAGGUUGAAAAUGGCACUGAAAUGGUCAAAGAAUCUCCAGUUUUACAAUCAGUGGAAAAAACAGAUGCAAGAAAGCAAGGAAGAAAGGAGAUGAAGAAAGUUGAGAAGACUGAUGCCAAUGAUAAAUCUAAAAAUGUAGUAGAACUCCAAGAGGAUGAAAUUAAGACAGAGGAAGGAAUGUUACCUCAAAAAUCAACUUUGCCCGAGAACGAAAAAGCAGCAUUGGUCAUGAAAGCCAAAGAGAGUAUUUUGAAAAAGGUUUUUGAGAAAGGAGUGAGUGAGAAACAAGCUGCAAAGGAAUUGCAAGCCUUACGAAAAGAGGUGGGCAAGAAAGAUGGACAUAGUGAAAUAGUUAAGCCAAAAGAUGAGAGUGUGGGAUCAGACAAGACACAAAAAGAUAUAAAUAAGAAAGAAAAGGGUCAGUUAACAACACAGACCCAAGGUGGCGAUGUACAAGGAAGUAAUGGUCAAAUGGAUAAAAUGGUUAAAACCAAAGAAGUGGAAUCAAGUAAUGUUGAAAAUGUAUCUCCCGCACCAUUAAAAGACGUGUCUGAAAUUCAACAAGUCAAAGAAACCCAGCCAAAGAAACAACAUAAGAAGCAUAAAAAGGCAAAAACUGUAAUGGACAGCACUCUUAUCAGUGCAGAGAAGCCAUGUGAAGCAAAUGUGAUUUCUGAAGAUACUUUAAAGCCAAAACGGCAGGAUAUUGUUGACACUCAAAAUGCAAAUAUUAGUUUGCCAGAAAGUAAAAUUGAAGACCAAAAAGUGUCAGAUUCAACUGAAUCAGCGGAAUAUAGUAUUGGGUUAACAAAAGCCUCACCAGAGCUGUCACCUGACCUCCUAAAUACUAGAGAUUUCAGCCAGACUGAUCCAGAUGGAAAUAAAUCAGACAUUCACAUUCAGUCUGUAACUGAAACUAAGGAAAUGGAGAAAAUUGCAGAGAAAGACAAAAAGAUGGAGGAUGAAUUUCAAACAGUAAAUCUGCCAGAAAGUAAAGUUAUUGAAGAACAAAAAGUGGAUACAGGAGAAGUUUUGGAAAUUAUUUCAACAGAAUUAUUCCAAAAUGUCAAGUCUGAUAAAGAAACCAAGCCUUUGAAUGAGGAGAUUAAAAUAACAGAGGGUGCCAUUUUGAAAAACCAAGCUACAACUUCUAAAACUGGCAAGUCCUCAUUGAAGAAGCAGGAGUGUUUGGAGCUGGAUCAGCAGAUAGUGGCACUAGUCUCCAUGGUCAGACAUAUUGAAGUCCAGCUGAAACAACAGCAGCAGCAGUCUGUGGGUCGCAGUCUUAUAGCCCUGAAUGACAUCGUACAACAAACAGAGGCAUUGGACCUUGAACUGCGAGAUUUAGAGCCUCAAAUCCACAAACAGCUGGAGGCUUCAGAACACUUCCUGAACCCCAAACCAGAGGAUGUACCUCCUCAGCUCCUAUUGGCUCUGGAGAAAGAUGAGCGUAGCUUGUCCCGGGGUUACGAGGCGGCAAAGAGUCUGUCUGAGGAGAUACUGAAGAGUCUAAAGGAGCAGAGAGACUCAAACAAGGAGGCAGUAGCGGCUGAGCUUUCAUCUCUGGAAGGGCAGGCAGAGGUUCUACUCUCAUGGCUCAGAGAAACUGAGGCCAAAAUGAGUGAAGAGAUGAACAGGACAGAGGAGCGGGAGGGGGCAGGGGACAGUCCUCUAACACAGCAGCUACAACUCUGUAAAAAUCUCCAGGACGCCCUAACCUCCCGCUCCACUGAUGUGAACGAUGUAGCGUUCAGCAUCCAGGUGUUUAUCUCAGAACGUGCGCAAGAUCUGAGCCCGGAGCAGAGCAGGAGGGUCCUGAGACAGCUCCAGCAGCUUCAGGGGGCUUAUCACCAGGCAACAGGCCACGCCCACGCCUGGUCCACAGCAUUGUCUGCUCAGAGGGAGAGAGAGGAGGAGAGGAGACGCAGAGAGGAGAGAAGCAAAGAGGAGGAGAAGAACAGAAAGAGUGCAAAAGAGAGAGAGGUGGUGCAGCAGCAGAAAGCCGAGUGCUCUCAGAAACUGGAGGGUAUUGCGAUGUACUUGGCUGGAGCAGCGAGUCUUUUGGCCAGUCACGUGACCGGAGGACAGUCUGGAGAUGUGAACGCAUUACAGGAGAAGCAGAGGAAGCUAAAGGAAGUACAAAAAGAGCUGCAGUCCAAAUCUGAAGGGAUAGCAGAGGCCAUUCGCUUCAGUGGAGGAACUACUGGCUGAGAAAGGAGAGAUAGUUUGAGCCCAGAGGAGAGGGCAUAACCUGCAGGGGCGCUAGUGAAGAUGAAGGAGCAGUACAGUGCUUUGACAGAUACAGCAAAUACUUCACUGUCUGAGGUGGACACAGCUAUCAGCACCACAGUCCAGCAAAACACACAAAGGGCAAAGGCAGAGGAGGAGCUACAAGAGACACAAGGACAGAUAGAUACACUCCUAAAUGAACUGUCCAGCCUCAACCAACUGGGAACUAAAGGAAAAGGUUUUAACGGAACACUGGAUAAAGUCGAUACUGCACUGUCACCAUCAGAGGGCGCUGUGGAGUCACAUACAGACAUGCUACAGUGUGAGUUGAAGCAGCUACAGGCUCAGCAGGCCCAGCUGAUGCAGGUGUCCCAGUCAGUGCGCUCUCUCCUGGAGCAGCCCGACUCAGCAGUUCCCCCUGAAGAGAAGCGGCGUCUGAGGGCCGCUCUGGACCAGCUACAGGCCCAGCACCAGGAGAGGCUGCACAACUGCCAGGACCGCCUGAGGAAGUCCGAGGCCUUGAAGGACGAGCUGACAAAGUUCCUCCAAGAGCACGGGAGCUUGGUGUCGUGGCUGGAUCAGUCCGAACAGGAGCUGAGGUCUCUGGGAGAAGGAGAGACUGACGCCCAGGGCCUGAAGGCAAGAAUGGAGGAGCACCGAAAGCUGUCAGAGGAUGUCAUAUGCCACAAAGCAGACCUGCGUUUCGUGUCCAUUUCGGGUCAGAAGGUUCUGGACUCGGCGCAGGGGGCUCUGGAGCAGGUGGGAGGAUCGGAUCCCGCUAUGGACAGCACCAAACAACUGGUCACAGACAAACUACAUGAUGUUAACCACAGAUACACUGCACUGCAUACUAAGUCCACAGAGUUGGGGGCUCGUCUGUCUGGCCUGUUGGAGCGAUAUCAGCAGUACCAGGAUGAGAUGGUGUCUUUGCACUCAUGGCUCAGCACUCAGGAACAAAACCAAAGCAUCACCAAACCUACUAAAGACACAGACCCCCAGAACCUGCAGAACACACUACGACAAGUCCAGUUGUUGCAGGAUGAAAUGGCAGAGCGCUCUGUCCAACUGGAGAAGGUGAAACGUGCCGGGCGAGAUCUGGUGAGCACCGAAGAGUCUCCAUCCCUCAGAGCUGUGGACAUCCUCUGUGCUGCAGAUGGUUUAGAGAAGCGUUUUGGCUCUCUGUCCUCCUCUGUAUCGGAGCGGGCGGAGCAGCUCCAGACCGCGGUGGCUCAGUCGGUCAGUGUCCAAGAGGGGCUGAAGACUCUGCUGUCCUGGUUAGAAGAGCUCCCCCUGCAGCCAGCACCAGUCCUGCCCACUGCUCAGGCUGUGCAAGAGGCACUGACGCAGAACCAGAAACUUCGUCAGGAGUUGCUCUCAAGGCAGGGAAGUGUUGAUGCCACUCGAGAUGCCGUAUCCAGACUUCUGCAGAGCUCAGAUGCCUCCACUGCCUCUGGUUUGAAGAGCCCCCUGGACCAGCUCACACAGAGGUUCACCAAAGCCCAGGCGUUUCAAACGGAGAGGGAGGCUGAGCUCAAAGCACUGCUGCCCCGACUGGAAAACUAUGAGCGUUUGGGCACGGACCUCCGGGUGUUCACCCAGAGCAGACUGAAAGCCCUCAGCCCUGUGGGACAACCAGACCGCAGCGUGGAGGACUACAGGCAGACCAUCGAGGAGGUGAAAUCGGAGUUGGAGCAGGAGUCUGGUCAGCUGACAUCUUUCUGUGGCCUUGGUUCUGAGCUCAGCCAAUCAAAAACCUUCACCAACACUCAGAGUCUAUUGGACAAUGUCAAAGAGGUCUCUGAUGAAUUCAACCAACUACAGACAAGCGUCAAUAAAAGAUUUGCUGCGAUCCAUGCCUGCGAGGAGCAGUUGCACCAGUUCCGUGGACUCUCCAGCUCCCUCCUCAGGUGGCUACAAACGGCGCAGGACCAACUUCCCGCCAAAGAGACCAGCCUCAACACAGAUGGGCUGCAGCGGAGAGUACAGCAGCUUAAGGACUUGUUAAAUGACUGGGAGUCUCAGAAAUCUAGAGUUCAGGAGUUGAACAAAAAAGGCUCAGAGCUGGAGACCAUUAUCAUCGAUAUCACUGCUCCACAAACCAAAACAGGUGCCCCUCACAUCAAUGGUUCGUCAGGUCCCAGCAGUCUCAAUGGCAUUCACACAUGUAAAGACUUGACAGAACUUCAGGUGGCUGUAUCAGACGUGAACAGCAGAUAUGAGUCCCUGGGUUCAGACUUGCAGGAGCGUCUGUCCAAACAGCAGUCAUCUUUGGAGCUGAGGCAGAAGGCGUCCCAGGGCACCGAGGAGCUGAGGGGUUGGCUCGCCCAAAAGGAGAGCAGCUUCACCCAGGCACAGGUGGCCUCACCAUCCAAGUCUGAGGUUGUCCGUGCACAGGCUCAAGAGAACAAGGCGUUGCUGUCUGAACUGGCCGAGCGCUCUGCAAAAGUUGAGGAGCUGAAGAACACUUUGAGGAAACUGAUCUCAGAAAACCCAGAGUCUCCAGAGGCCGAGUCCUGGCGACAACAGCUACAAGAGAUCGACUCGCGAUGGCAGACGACCAAUCAGACGGCAGCACAGAGGCAGAAGGAGCUGGAGACGUGUGCUGAUAGGCUGGGCACCUUCGCCUCAGCAGCCAAUCAGCUCGCUCCAUGGCUCAGAGAAAAAGAGCUGAUGAUGAGUGUCCUGGGACCCCUGAGUAUAGACCCCAACAUGCUCAACACGCAGAAGCAGCAAGUGCAGUUCAUGUUGCGUGAGUUUGAGACACGGCGUCCACAGUUUGAUCAACUGACCCAGUCGGCAGAGGGCAUCCUGUCUCAGUCCGACCCCUCUCAGGAGCCCUCUGACCUGGGGGAGGUCAGGGCCGAGCUGGGGUCUAUCACCCAGCAGUGGGAUGGACUCACGGACAGACUUACACAAAGGGCCAGCCACAUCGACCAGGCACAAGGAACCAGCGAGAGAUACCAGGGCUUGCUGAGGGAGCUGUCCUCCAGUGUCUCUGCUCUGGGAGAGAGACUAGAUAGCCAGGCCUCUCUGAGUGCUCAGCCCGAGGCCCUGAAGCAGAGGCUGCAGGAGACCGGGGAGAUCAGAUCUGAGCUGGAGAGAAGGAGAGGAGAGCUUGCUGAGGCAGAGCGGCUGUGCCAGGAGCUCAGUGCCAUCGUGGUUGAACCCUACCUGAAAGAGGAGCUCAAGAAGAGGCUAGACAGUGUGAGCGGACCCCUGAGGAGUCUGGAGGAACGCGCUGCUGAUGGUCUGUCCCAGUUGCAGGCGGCCCUCUCCUCCACACAACAGUUCCAGCAGAUGUUCGAGGAGCUCCGGUCAUGGUUGGACAAACAGGCCGAUCUUAAAGAGGCCUCUAGUGUGUCCCUGCCCUGCCAACCCGAGGCCCUCCGCUCCCUCCUGUCCCAAACCGAGGAUCUACAGCGAGGCAUAGCCAGCCAGAGAGGGUCCUAUGAGCUACUCCAGGCUGAGGGCGCUUCACUUUUAGCCUCUCUACCAACUGGAGGAGAUGAACGAACCGCGCUACAAUGCCAACUCACCGGCUUGAAACGAGACUGGGAAGGGCUGAAUGAAAAAAUAUCAGAGCGGGAAAAUAAACUAAAGAGUACGCUAAUCAAAGCAGAGGCGUAUCAGCAGCAUAAGUGUGAUUUGGUGCCAUGGUUGUCAGAUUGUGAGGAGAGGGACAGAGAGAUACAGCCCUCCUUGGAGUCCUCUGCGCUGGAUGAGUGUCUGCUUAAGGCCAAAGCUUUGGGGCUGGAGCUGGAGAAGAGACAACCGCAUCUGGAGGCUUUUAACACCGCAGCCGAUCAGCUGUUAGAGCAGUGCUGCAUCGGUGACGAAGAGGUUCGAGAUGAGAAGGCCCAGCUGAACCGCAGAGUGGACCGUCUGGGUGAGAGUGUCCACAGCAGGGCGUCCCACCUGGAGGAGCUGAGUUCACGCCUCAGGGAGUUUGAGGAGGGCCGAGCGGCCGUGGAGAGGAGGCUGGAGGCCGCCAAGCACCAGAUAGAGGUCCAGGAGGCACUCGGACCACAGGCGUGCAGUGCUAAGAGCCUGGAGAGACUGCGUAGUCAACAGGACAGUCUGCGGUCACUCCAGCCACAGGUGGUCUACCUCAAAGACCUGGCCCAGGGUCUGGUGCAGGACGCCCCACAAACACCAGGUGGCAGCACUGAAGGGGCCGACAGGCUGCAGAAACAGGCCAAAGACACAGAGAAGGAGUAUGAAGAAGUUUCUGACAAGAUUGAGUCUUGCUGCUCGUCCCUGGAGUCACGUCUGCAGGGCGUCAGUGAGGUGCAGUCUCAUGUGCGGGACGUCUUCUCUCGUUUGGCUGAUCUGGAUGAUGAGCUGGACUCUCUCAGCCCCGUGGGGAGGGACGCAGACUCCCUCUCCUCUCAAGCCGACGCCCUCAGAGGGUUUCUGUCCCGUCUAAGCACCCUUAGGUCCGAACUGGAGGGCCACGCGACGGACUGUACCAACAUGCUCCGCAGAGAGGGGUCAUCUCCAGACCUGCUCGCCCUGAGGAGAGAAACAGAGGCGCUGAGUCGACAGGCAGGCAAGCUGAGUGAGCGUGGUCAGGCCCGGUUGGGUCAGAUCGAAGAUGCUUCUGAACGUGUACGGGAGUUUUACCGCCUGGUGUCCGAGCUGCAAAGCAUGCUUGGACGGGCGGAGGAGGGGCUUGCAGCUCAGGCUGUAGUGGGGACAGAGGUGGACACCAUCAAACAGCAGCUACAAGAAUUCAAGGCAGUGGAGUCAGAGCAAGUGGACAGUAUCCAGCCAAAGUUGCAGCAUGUGAACGCGGUGGGACAGGGCCUGAUCCAGAGCGCUGCCAAACACACAGAUACACAGGGUCUAGAGCACGACCUGGAGACCACCAACCUCAGAUGGAACUCACUCAACAAAAGGCUGGCAGAGCGCAUUGCCCAGCUGCAGGAGGCCCUGUUGCAUUGUGGGAAGUUUCAAGAUGCUCUGGAGCCUCUGCUCAGUUGGCUCAGCGAUACGGAAGAGCUGGUGGCCAAUCAGAAGUCUCCGUCUGCAGAGUACCGUGUGGUCAAGGCACAAAUACAGGAACAGAAGUUGUUACAAAGACUCCUGGACGACCGCAGACCUACAGUGGAGAUGAUCCGAGCCGAGGGAGAGCGAAUCGCAACCACCGCCGACGCUCCAGACCGGGACAAGAUCCAAACCCAGCUCCAAAGUCUGGCCCAGAGGUGGACCAGCCUCCUGUACAAGGCCGACGGCAGGCAGAGGCAGUUGGAGGAGUUGCAGGUUUUGGCGUUGGAGUUUCACGAAGCGCUGGAGCCUUUGGGUGAAUGGCUCAGUGCCACAGAGCGACGCCUGAGCUCCGCUGAACCCAUGGGAACCCAGACUGCCAAAAUCACACAGCAAAUUGCCAAACAUAAGGUACUGGCUAUGGAAGUGUCCUCACGCGGAGCUGACGUGGACCACCUCGAGUCCCUGGGCCAGAGCUUGACCCCCCUGAGCUGCGAGGCCGACCGUAAUUGGCUGAACGAGCGUGUGGGGGUCGUGCGUUUGAGUCACUCUGAGCUCUCUGAUUGGUGCGAGAGGAGGGCGGCCAUGUUGGAUCAAGCUCUGGCCAAUGCGCAGCUGUUUGGAGAGGACGAGGUGGAGGUGAUGAAUUGGCUGGCCGAAGUGGCUCAGAGGCUGGGGCAGGUCUCAGUGCAGAGUUACCUACCAGAUCAGCUGAGCGAGCAGCACAAGCACACACUGGCUUUGAAUGAGGAAAUUGUGAGCCGAAAGAAGACAGUGGACCAGGCAAUCAAAAAUGGACAGGCUUUACUGAAACAAACCACAGGUGAGGAGGUUCUUCUGAUCCAGGAGAAGUUAGAUGGUAUAAAGUCACGUUACGCUGAGAUGACAGCGGGCAGCAGCAAAGCCCUGCGGACUCUAGAGCAGGCGCUACAGUUAGCCACGCGGUUCUCCAGUGCUAACGAUGACCUCAAUCAAUGGCUCGACUCUGUGGAGGCAGAGCUUAACAACAUAGAGCCAGAUGCCACGCCAGCCUAUCAAGAGAGGCAGAAGGAGCUGAAGAAGGUCUCUGCAGAGAAGCGUCUGGUUCUGGACACAGUGAAUGAGGUGGGCAGUGCUCUUUUAGACCUGGUGCCCUGGAGAGCCAGAGAGGGGCUGGACCGACUUGUGGCCGACGCAAACCAGCGCUACAGACAAGCUGACGACACCAUCACACAGAGAGUACAGCUGGUGCAGGCUGCUAUUCAGAGGUCACAACAGUACGAAGAGGCCGUAGACGCAGAGCUGGCCUGGGUGGGGGAGACAGAGCGCAAACUGUCGUCUCUGGGUCCUCUGAGCCUGGAGCCUGAUGUGACUGGGGCCCAGCUCCAGGUGCAGAGAGCCUUCAACAUCGACAUUAUCAGACAUAAAGACACAGUGGACCAGCUCCUGUCCUCACGGGAUGAGAUUCUAGAGACAUGCAGCGAUGCUCAGAAGGACGCGCUUAUGGUGAAGACAGACUCCCUCAGCCUACGGUACGAGGCAGUCAGUCAGAGCCACAGUGAGCGGUUCUCGGCUCUGGAGCAGGCCCAGGUCCUAGUGGCACGGUUCUGGGAGACGUAUGAGGAGCUAGAGCCAUGGCUUGGGGAGACAGAGUCUCUGAUCUCUCAGCUACCUCCUCCAGCUAUAGACACCGACGCACUGAGGCUGCAGCAGGACCACAUGAGGUUGCUGCGGGAGUCCAUUGCUGAACAUAAACCUCACAUAGAUAAGCUGCUGAAGAUCGGGCCUCAGUUAGCAGAGCUCAGCCUUCACGAUGGAGAAACUGUUACUCAGCGCUACAACGAGGCUGAAAGACGCUACAUCGCCAUCAAAGAGGAGGUCAAAGGUCGAGCUGCUACACUGGACGAAGCAGUUUCCCAGUCUGCACAGUUCCAUGAUAAGAUGGACCCUCUGCUGGAGACUCUUGAGGGAGCCGUGCAGAGGCUGAGACAGCCUCCUCCGGUGGCUGCGGAGGUGGAUAAGAUCCGGGAGCAGCUCUCUGAUCACCGCGCUCAGGGUCUGGAGCUGGACAAACUCUUACCCAGUUUCUCUGCUCUGUGUGCUCGAGGAGAGGAGCUCAUCGGGCGAGCCGCUCAUAAUGACCCAGCCGCCCAGGCGGUGCGUUCCCGUCUGCUCCGGCUGCGCUCUCUGUGGGAUGAGAUCCGUCAGAGGGCCGAGGAGCGUGAGACCAAACUGAACGACGUGCUGGAUCUGGCUGGGAAGUUCUGGUCAGAUGUGGCGGCUCUACUCAGCACACUCCGAGACUCUCAGGACAUCGUGAGGGAGCUGGAGGAUCCCGGAGUUGACCCCUCCCUCAUCAAACAGCAAAUAGAAGCUGCAGAGGCCAUUAAAGCAGAGACAGACGGGCUGAGGGAGGAGCUUGAAUUUGUGAGGACCCUCGGGGCUGACCUCAUCUUUGCCUGUGGAGAAACUGAGAAACCUGAGGUCAAGAAAACCAUUGAUGAGAUGAAUGCUGCCUGGGAGGGACUGAACCGAACGUGGAGGGAGAGGAUGGAGAGACUGGACGAAGCAAUGACCGCCUCUGUCCAGUAUCAAGAUGCACUCCAGUCCAUGUUCGACUACCUGGACAAUGCUGUAAUCAAACUGUGUGACAUGUCGACUGUUGGAACUGACCUGGGAACAGUCAAGCAGCAGAUAGAGGAACUCAAGCAGUACAAAGUGGAGGUGUACCAGCAGCAGAUUGACAUGGAGAAGCUGUGCCACCAGGGGGAGCUGCUAUUGAAGAAAGUCUCAGAUCAAACUGACAGAGACAUGAUCCAGGAACCACUGACCGAACUCCGACACCUUUGGGAUAAUUUAGGGGACAAAAUCACCCAGAGACAGCACAAGCUGGAGGCGGCCCUACUCGCCCUGGGGCAGUUUCAGCACGCACUUUCGGAGCUCCAGGCCUGGCUCAGUCACACUCAUGCCACUUUAGACACGCAGAGACCCGUGAACUCUGACCCCAAAGCCAUCGAGAUUGAACUCGCCAAGCACCACGUGCUGCGUAAUGACGUGCUUUCCCAUCAUGCCACAGUGGAGACAGUGAACAGUGCCGCAGCUGAGCUCCUGGAGUCUUCUCCUGGAGAUGAGGCCAGUCACCUUCGAGAGCAGUUGGAGCAGCUCAACCAGAGCUGGGAGAGUCUGCUACUCAAGACCCAGGACCGACAGAAACUACUGGAGGCCGCACUGCAACAGGCUGAGGGUUUCCAUGGCGAGCUGGAGGAGUUUCUUCAGUGGCUGAGGAGGACAGACAGCCAACUGUCUGCAGCUAAACCCACAGGAGGGCUUCCUGAGACCGCCCGAGAGCAGCUACAACAGCACAUGGAGCUCCAAGCCCAGUUAACACAAAGGGCAGAGCAGUAUCACCGUCUGCUCGACCAGGGGGAGUCCAUGCUUUUGGCCCGAGGAGAAGAGGCCGGUCCUGGGACGACACAGACCCAACAGAACCUCGCCAUGCUCCAGAACAAGUGGACCAGUCUCAACGCAAAGAUGGACGAGCGCAGGGCGAAGUUGGAGGAGGCCGUGUCUUUGGCCACCGGUUUCCAGAGCUCUCUCCAGGACACUAUAAACUGGCUCACUCAGGCUGAGCAGACCCUGAACAUGGCCCAGCCCCCCAGUCUCAUCCUGGACACUGUGCUCUUCCAGAUCGAUGAGCACAAGGUGUUUGUGAAUGAAGUGAACACUCACCGAGAGCAGGUCUUGGCUUUGGAGAAGGCCGGCUCUCAGCUCAGAUUCGCCAGUCUCAAACAGGACGUGGUCCUCAUCAAAAACCUGCUGCUCAGUGUACAGGCACGAUGGGACAAACUGGUGCAGAGGUCACUGGACCGAGGCAGACACCUGGACGAAGCACGCAAGAGAGCAAAACAGUUCCAUGAGGCCUGGAGGAAACUCACAGACUGGCUGGAGGAGGCUGAGAAACGACUGGACUCUGAGCUGGAGAUCUCCAAUGAACCGGACAAGAUCAAAGUUCAACUGACUAAACACAAGGAGUUCCAGAAGGCUCUUGGGUCCAAGCAGCCAGUCUAUGACACCACAGUGAGGUCGGGUAGAGCCAUGAGGGACAAAGCCCAGCUCCCAGACGACAAACAGAAACUGGACCAUUUGGUGGGAGAAGUCCGUGACAAGUGGGACACUGUCUGUGGCAAAAGUGUGGAGAGGCAGCACAAGCUGGAGGAGGCUCUGCUGUUUUCAGGUCAGUUUGCUGAGGCCCUUCAGGCUUUGGUGGACUGGCUCUACAGAGUGGAGCCACAGUUGGCCGAGGACCAGCCGGUGCACGGAGACUUCGACCUGGUCUCCAACCUCAUGGAUGCUCAUAAGGCUUUUCAGAAGGAGCUAGGGAAGAGGACCACAAACAUCCAGGCUCUGAAGCGGUCGGCUCGGGACCUGAUGGACACAGGACGGGAUGACACAGCUUGGGUCAAAGUUCAACUGCAGGAGCUUAGCAACCGCUGGGACACUGUGUGUGCUCUGUCUGUGACCAAACAGACCAGGCUGCAGCAAGCAUUCAAACAGGCGGAGGAGUUUCGCAGUGCGGUGCAGGUGCUCCUGGAGUGGCUGUCAGAGGCAGAGCAAAGCCUGCGUUUCCGUGGCGUUCUGCCGGAGGAGGCAGAGACUCUCCAGGCCCUGCUCCAUGCGCACAGAGACUUCCUCGGCUCGGUGGAGGACAAAAGAACAGACGUGAACAAGGCCGCAGGGAUGGGAGAGGCUAUUCUCACUUUGUGUCACCCAGACUCCAUCACCACUAUCAAGCACUGGAUCACCAUCAUCAGAGCACGCUUCGAGGAGGUGUUGACGUGGGCUAAGCAGCACGAGCAGAGGUUGGAGACAGCUUUGACCGAGGUGCUGAACAAUGCUAACCUGUUGGAAGAGCUCUUGUCCUGGCUGCAGUUCGCUGAGACCACCCUGAUCCAGAGAGACACAGACCCCCUCCCACAGGACAUCCCCCAGCUCAAGUCACUCAUCACUGAACACCAGAGUUUCAUGGAGGAGAUGACGAGGAAGCAGCCGGAUGUCGACAAAGUGACUAAAUCCUACAAGAGAAAACCCUCUGAGACACUGGCAGAGAGGAGAGGAGCACGUAAACAACAGCAGCAACAGCAGGGGGCAGUACAGGUCACAUCAGCGAAUCCUCGUCUGAAUCAGCUCUGCGCUAGAUGGCAACAAGUUUGGCUCCUGGCUCUGGAACGGCAACGUAAACUCAAUGAUGCCCUGGACAGACUGGAGGAGCUCAAGGAAUUUGCCAACUUUGACUUUGACGUGUGGAGGAAGAAGUACAUGCGCUGGAUGAACCAUAAGAAGUCCAGAGUGAUGGACUUUUUCAGACGAAUCGACAAAGACCAGGACGGAAAGAUCACCAGACAGGAGUUUAUAGACGGCAUCCUGGCUUCAAAGUUCCCGACCAGUAAACUGGAGAUGACGGCAGUGGCGGACAUCUUUGAUCGUGAUGGAGACGGUUACAUUGACUAUUAUGAGUUUGUUGCUGCUCUACAUCCAAACAAAGACGCGUACAGACCAACCACAGAUGCUGAUAAGAUCGAAGAUGAGGUCACACGACAGGUGGCGCAGUGCAAAUGUGCCAAGAGGUUCCAAGUGGAGCAGAUCGGGGAGAACAAGUACAGGUUCUUCCUCGGAAACCAGUUUGGGGAUUCUCAGCAGCUGCGGCUGGUUCGUAUUCUGCGCAGCACGGUCAUGGUGAGAGUCGGAGGAGGCUGGAUGGCCCUGGACGAGUUUCUGGUCAAGAACGAUCCAUGUAGAGUUCAACAUCCCGGACUUAAGAUCCUCCGUUCUGACUCCAGUAGCUCCAUCUCAUCUCGUAUAGUGACAGUCACUCCUGGCUAUUUCUGCUGUCGAGCUCGCGGUCGGACCAAUUUGGAACUAAGAGAGAAGUUCAUCCUACCAGAGGGGGCGUCCCAGGGUCUUGCAGCAUUUAGGUCCAGAGGAAGAAGAUCCAAGCCAGGCUCCCGAAACGCAUCCCCCACCCGCUCCUCCUCCUCGGCCUCUCACAGCGGAGCGUCCGGACCCUCUGCUCCAUCUGCGCCCGCAACACCCACCACCUCUGCAUCUUCCCGGUCGUCCCACACUCGCGACUAUGCCAAACCGUGGCUGGCUCACAGUAAAACACCGGCAUCAUCCAAGUGCCACUGCUGCCCCGAUGGCCAUGAGGGGGCAGCAACGGGCUCAAAGCUGAAGAGGCCGACCUUCCACUCGAGCCGAGGAUCUCUGACCGGAGAGAACGGAGGAACUUGUCACACCAGCAAAACCACACGGACUGACCCAAAGCGCGGGGGCUCCACUACCAGUGGUCCCACCAGUCGGGCUGGGAGCCGGGCCGGAAGCCGGGCGAGCAGUCGCCGUGGCAGCGAUGCUUCAGACGCCUCAGAGCUCCAGGACGCCCGCUCUGUCUGCUCUGAUGCCUCUGACACCCCACGACGACCAGGAGGGGGCGCCAAACCAUCCAAAAUCCCUACUAUCUCCAAAAAGGCCCCCAGCCCGAAGACUACCAGCGCUACCAAGAAAUGAUCACGAACAUCUUAGCACUACGGAGGAAAGUGUUCAGAAAAACAUGCUAUUUCUGUCUCAACUUUUCUCCAAAUUAAAACAUGCACAAGAACGAAGAGAGAUUGUCCACACUGACUUUCCCUUUAAGACAGGAACUCUCUCUUCUCACUGAAUUGACUUAUGCUGCCUUAUUUUGUGUUACUUGUUUCGCCUGUCCUGAUUCGAGACAGCAAGAGCAACGGAUAGAGGGGAACCACAAACAAAAACUGUUAAGGAAGACAUUUUGGUUUUUCCAGCCCAGAUGCCUCGAGGAUGAGCUAAAAAAAUACAGAAAAUAUGCAACAACUGCCAUGCCACUUCCUCCGAACUGAAAUGUGUCGCCUCAGCAGAAACAACCAAGCAGCUUCCUGCGUUUUGGGCGAGAUACUUUUAGCGAUCCGGUGGCUAAAAGACAUAAAAGUAUUCCCAAAAAAGAGACAAGGAUUUGCAUUUCAACACGAGGCAAGUGCAACAAUACACCAACUUAAAACUGGUAAUGAAAUAAAGGACUAUUUUUAUUCUAACAGCACAUAAUAACUGACAGUUUAACCCAAACCAGCAUGCACUAACCUCGUCCACUUUUGGCCUAUUGACGAUGAUAAGGUAGACAAGUGUUACAAGAAACUAGAGGUCACUGUAUGCAAACGUUUUAAUUUGCGAAUGUCUUUUUUUGUGGUUAAUUUAUAUCUGAUUUUGUUUAUCUAGCUUAAAUAAAUAAUAAGAGUAUAUUUAUUUUGACAUCAUAUCAUCUGCAGAUUGAGUAUUACUGGUUCAAAACUUUUGUACCAAGAAAAUGUGUGCGAUUUGUGUGUAAAGUUUGUCUUCAUUGUCACUAACCAUCUUGUUUGUUUUUUGUUUUGUUUUUUUGUUCUUUUUGCUACUAUUGCUCGGUUUCCAAAUCAUGACCAAAGGGGACUUGCCCUUAAUCUGUAGACAAGAAACUACAUUUAUGAUUGACAGGAGGCGUGACCGAGCGGACCAAUGAGAGCAGGUUUCCUCCCUCAUGUCCCGCCCCCUGUACUUCUUUUUAGGCUUUUUCAAAUGCCCUGUUAUGUUGGGGCCAGAGAUGUGUCUGUUAUCUCAAUGUACGAGAUGAAGAAUGAAUUAAGUGACCGAUUAAAGACCUGUUUAGGUGAUUUUUAUUUAUUUAUUUGUCUGGAGGUGGAUUUUUGGGCAGAGGAGCCUACACCUUUUGAUGCUGUGCUUAUCUCAGUGUGAAGACGAGGGGAGGGAGGGGGGGCGUUACUAUGACUCAAUUGUGUAAAAGUAAAAAGAACUAAAAUUAUAAACAUUUUUGUUCUGUUUUUGUAUUAAAAUAUGCUUGCAGUAAAA